AACCGUUCCGUUGAAAGAAAUCAAAACCCAAAACUAACUCCCCUGAGCGCUCUCUCUCUCUCCCAGUUAAAAAGUACCCAUAGUCUACCACCAGUUUAUGCUGUGCAAACUCCUCCGACCGGCGACUACGACGGCAUCAGCAAUUUAGAGUCGGCGACUCCUCUUCCGUCCCUCCCUAGAUGAGCCGAUCAAGUGAAGCAGCCGCCAUGAAGCGGAAAAGACCGGAUUCAUCUACACUUGUAGAUGCUGAGCUUAUAGUGCUUAAUGUCGUCAAAAGUAAAAAAAAUCUGGGCAUCUGGGUAGCAGACGUGAAAAAAGAGGCAAACCUCGCACCAGCUCUUGUCGAUAAAUCCCUAAUUUCAUUGGUUAAAAAGAAUUUGAUAAAACAAGUUCCUACUAUCCAAAAUAAGGCAAAGAAGCAUUACAUGGCUGUUGAGUAUGAACCUUCGGAGGAACUGACAGGUGGAGCAUGGUAUUCAGAGGGAAAACUUGACAAGGAAUUCAUCACUGUUCUUAGAGAGACGUGCCUCAAGGUCAUUGGAAUGAUGAAAGUUGCUACUGUGGAGGGAAUCCAUGACUUUCUGAUGAAACGAAAAGUUGUUGAAUGUUGCACAAGUCAACAAGUUGGGGAAAUAUUGAACUCUAUGGUUCUAGACAAUGCUAUUAUAGAGGUAAAGAGUACUGGAUUGGGAGAAUAUCAUUCUAUUCCUGUUGGAUCGGUUUGUUAUAGAACUGCAGUCGGAGAUGCUUCAGGUCCGAAAACAAUAGGGCCAAUGGCUUCGAUUCCAUGUGGUGCUUGCCCUAGGAUUAGUCUAUGUACACCAGAUGGAAUUAUAUCUCCGAAAACCUGUGUCUACUUCACUAAAUGGUUGAACUUUGAAUUCUGAUGGACUAAAACAAUAGCCCACCAUAGGACCGGCAGGUGCAAACAGCAACCAAUUAUACUGGUGAUAGGCAAUGCAUAUGAAUGUACGAAUGCAAUAAAAACCAGUGUUGCCAUCAGUGAGUUUCUUGUUUUGUCUUUUGGUUUUUGAUGAAACCAACUUCCUGAUCAACUAUUUUGAAAUACAUACCCCUUUUGGAAGUUUCAAGAUUUUAUUAAAAUGUUUGAACUCUGUUGGAAAAAUUAUCUGAUCAUGUUGUAGCUAAUGUGUAAUGGCCUCUCUGAACUCUGAAGUGUGAUGGCAACUUUCACAACUUUUGACAUAUAUCAAAUUGUUAUCAGGUAGCUAAAUGUCAUUUGAACUA
Solanum dulcamara is the source of this 1248-nucleotide messenger RNA. RefSeq lists its product as uncharacterized. The coding region runs from base 180 to 887 and encodes 235 amino acids. Gene Ontology annotation, cellular component: RNA polymerase III complex. The record is from RefSeq and is a predicted model, not a curated record. Gene Ontology annotation, biological process: transcription by RNA polymerase III. The transcript is spliced from 2 exons. NCBI's taxonomy places the organism in Eukaryota, Viridiplantae, Streptophyta, Magnoliopsida, Solanales, Solanaceae.